Molecule: messenger RNA, 1245 nt
Organism: Kogia breviceps (pygmy sperm whale)
Lineage: Eukaryota; Metazoa; Chordata; Mammalia; Artiodactyla; Physeteridae
Gene: H2AX
Product: H2A.X variant histone
Biological process (GO): DNA damage response; heterochromatin formation
Cellular component (GO): chromatin; nucleosome
Molecular function (GO): structural constituent of chromatin; protein heterodimerization activity; DNA binding
Source: RefSeq, a predicted model, not a curated record
UUGUCUUCCGGCUCUGGUCUGGGCUGUAGGGUUUAAAUCUGGCGCGCUUCACUUGGAUUGGCUACACCCGGGAGUGGUUGGCUGUCUGCUUGCUGCCGCUCCUCCUCGCCUUUUCCCCGGGCAAAAGGUUUUCAAAUUCGACCAAUCGGCGGGCGCGUUCUUUCAGCUGAGGCGCGUCAUCGAAGGGUUAACCGCAGCCAACCGGAGGCGGGUAUUGGAGAAAAGAGCCAAUCAGGAGAACGCGGGGGUGCGCCCUGGGGGCUUAUAAGGGCGGCCCUUGGGCGCGCGCGGCAGCAGUUGGACUGCGGCGGACGGCUCUUCCGUAGUCUUUUGGGCAGCCCUCCUCUCCGUUCCUCUACCUCGCGCAGCAUGUCGGGCCGCGGCAAGACAGGCGGUAAGGCCCGCGCCAAGGCCAAGUCGCGCUCGUCGCGAGCGGGCCUCCAGUUCCCCGUGGGCCGCGUGCACCGACUGUUGCGGAAGGGACACUACGCCGAGCGGGUGGGCGCCGGCGCGCCGGUCUAUCUGGCGGCGGUGCUCGAGUACCUCACAGCCGAGAUCCUGGAGCUGGCGGGCAACGCGGCCCGCGACAACAAGAAGACGCGGAUCAUCCCCCGCCACCUGCAGCUGGCCAUCCGCAACGACGAGGAGCUCAACAAGCUGCUGGGCGGCGUGACGAUCGCCCAGGGAGGUGUCCUGCCCAACAUCCAGGCCGUACUGCUGCCCAAGAAGACCAGCGCCGCCGUGGGGCCGAAGGCGCCCGCGGGCGGCAAGAAGGCCACCCAGGCCUCGCAGGAGUACUGAGGGCGCCCGCGCCGCCGCCGCCCGGCCCCUCCCCUCGCCACCACAAAGGCCCUUUUAAGGGCCACCACUGCGCUCACGGAAAGAGCUGGGCCACGUCGGGCUCCGGGCCGGGCGGCCGCGCACUCGUCCCCUCCGCGGCCCCGCCGCCGCCGCGCGGCCUGCCCCUCCCCCGCGCGGCUCGCUCCAGCCGUGGCUCGGCGGAGGGCGGCCGUUUGAACGCCGUUCGGUGCCAGGAGCGAGCUCGUGACUCGGCCGGCCUGGCCCCCGAAUGCUGAUGGGCUGCGGGGAGGCCGCGGCACCUUCUAGAAGGCUGGGCCGGCCGCGCUGACGCAGGGCCGGGGCGCAUGGCGGGGAAGGUGAGUCGGUGCGGACGGCCGCCGGCGCCGGGUGCGUUCCCCACAAGCCCGGUGCUCCGGACGGGACUCGGUUGCCGGCGGCGGCGGC